Molecule: messenger RNA, 1083 nt
Organism: Mesorhabditis belari
Lineage: Eukaryota; Metazoa; Nematoda; Chromadorea; Rhabditida; Rhabditidae
Source: the annotation of a GenBank genome assembly
AUGGGAUCGAUAUCCGCGGAUGAGUUAAGGACAAUGUUUAGUCCUCUUCGAAUUAACGUAGACAUUAUAAUUGGAUAUGGCGCUGCGAGUAUUGUUUAUUCGGGAGUUUCCACGCGAGAUCAACGAAAGCUGGCAAUCAAAGUUCCAAGUCGGGUGGAGCACGAACCUUAUUUCAUGAAGGAGAUUGAAACAUUGAAAGUGAUUAAAAAAGCCGGCGGAAAUACGGGCAUCACUGAUCUGUUAAUGUCGCGUCCAAUCGAAGAAGGGAUUCCAUUUAUGAUCUUUCACCAAUAUGGUCCAUCUCUUUUUGAUGCGAUGAGAGAAACAAAUCGGACGAUUUCUCCAGAUCACAUUCUACAAAUGACGCGCAUGCUUUUGCAAGCAAUCGAUUUCAUGCACUGUGAAGUGAAGUAUUUGCAUGGUGAUAUUAAACCGGAAAACAUAUUGCUCAAAGAUCAAAGAUAUUUGCAAAGUACCAAUUUUUCUCCUGAAAUCGUGGUAAUCGACUUGGGAAGUGCUGUUUCACUUGAUAAUUAUAAAGCUAUGCAGAAUGUGAACCAGGCCCUAAUUGGUACCAAACCCUAUCAAGCUCCAGAACAAACUAUGAGACUUGCGUUAACGGAAAAAAUUGAUGUCUGGGCAUUAGGAUGCACAAUAUUUGAACUUUAUCGAGGAUGGCCGUUGUUUCAGCAUAACGGUCUGGAAGAGCACCUUGUGAUACUACAAUGGUUGUUUCAACGCAGCAUUCCAUCUACAAUGCUCUUCGAAUAUUAUCGCCGAAAUGUGAAACCAGUUGAUUCGGAUGAGUUAGACCCACCACCAGAGAAACGAGCAAAGACGGGUACGCCCGAUUAUGACGCAAUCUACACGACCAAUUGUGACCUACCAAUUCCUCAACAAGCAAUGAUCGAUGGCCUUAAAGCAAUUCAUUAUGGACCGGAGAUCGACCUCAUUCGUUACUUGGGAAUACCGCGAUCAGAUGAAGAAGAAAUAGUACACAAGCUUAUCAUCGAAACACUCAAGAUUUUACCGGUAUGUCGUCCAUCACUACGAGAGCUUCUACGUGAUUUUUUUAAUUCCGUU